This is a messenger RNA of Coprinopsis cinerea okayama7#130, 1667 nucleotides long. RefSeq lists its product as hypothetical. The record is from RefSeq and is a predicted model, not a curated record. Lineage: Eukaryota; Fungi; Basidiomycota; Agaricomycetes; Agaricales; Psathyrellaceae. The coding region runs from base 1 to 1581 and encodes 526 amino acids. The transcript has 6 exons.
AUGCUCAAAGCAGCUCGGGACGCUCUGGCUUGUCCUUUCUGCCGCUCUCUUCUAAGGUCUCCAGUUUCUCUUCACUGUGGCCACUCUGUCUGCAAGCUUCACCUCAACUCCCACCGAGACUGUCCUCUCACAGGUUGCACACCUCCUCCCGCUGCAGCACCUCCAAAUCUUCCCCCAGGCUCAACUGUCGAAUUUCAGGCAGAAGAGCAGGAACAGGUCUUAGUCCCCCCUCUCCAUCCAGCAGCACACGAUGUCACCCUUGAGAAGAUUAUAAACUUGGUUGAACGCACAAGGCAACGCCAGUCACUCCGUCAACGCCCCUCGGAUGACGACGACGACGACACACCCCCUCGCAAGCGACACAAGCCAGACACCUCCAGGGAUCCCCGCGACUCGGAUGAUAACGAGCCAGAUCUAGUAGCUCAUCUCAGAACGUCCGCUGCUAUCGCAAAGACCGUCUCUGCCGACCAGCCCCUCAUCACUACCCCCGAGCCCGUGCUUGCUGCAUUUGAACGGGAGCUCACGCAAGAACUGUCAUGCGAUAUCUGUUGCAAUCUAUUUUACAAGCCUGUCACUACUCCCUGUCAACAUGCAAGUCUUCAUAUCGAGCUCCGGACCUUUUGCACUAAAUGUCUUCAUCGCUCCCUGGACCACAGUCAGAAGUGUCCUGUGUGCCGUACAGAACUACCCGGGUUCGCAUACUUCCAGGCCCAUCCACUUAAUUCAGUCGUUUUGCGACUACUACACCUAGAAGCCUUUCGCCCAGUGUAUCAAGCUCGGGGAGAGGCUAUCGAAGAGGAGGAGCGUGCCGCUCGUCUUGAUACUCCCAUUUUUAUUUGCCUCCUCUCUCUGCCAGGGAUACCUGUCGGUAUAAGGGUGUUUGAGCCCCGUUACCGUCUCAUGCUUCGUCGUUGCUUAGAGUCUCCCGUUCCACAAUUCGGAAUGCUCCCUAACAUCUCCGGAACACAGAACAUCUAUGGAACCAUGCUUCAAAUCCAGAGCGUCAAGCUGCUUCCCAACGGAGAGAGUAUAGUGAAAGCUGUUGGUACGAAGCGCUUUCGAGUACUUGAAAGUGGCGUCCUGGACGGGUACAUGGUAGGGCGUAUUGAAUUUAUCGAAGACUUUCCCGACGAUUUGAUCGAUUCGAUUGACACUAUGAACCUUUCCAAGUCGGACGACGAAGGAUCACCAUCGACGUCAACGCCAACACCAUUGCCUCCUGACCCAUCCCCUUCCCGCCAAAGCGAGGAAGAGACGUUCAGGAAUAUGGUUGCUAUCGAAGGCUCAUCAUCGGCGUCUUCAUCUCGCCAUCGACCACCACCUGUGAGACAACGACCUGUGAGGCCCUCGAACGAGGAGCUGGUGGAGAUUUGCCGGACGUUCAUCGAUCGACUGUCACGAGCUGUUCCCAAUACAAAGUCCUCGGCUGAGGCUAUUGCUGGUUGUGCACUGGAUCGAACAGUUGAACAACAACUGGUGGUUCUCUUCCGGUUGUACGAUCUUGUGAGUCUCGUAUUUUUGAAUUGUUUUCUAUUCCCUUUUCUGUGCGUGACCAUGCCUUUUCAAUGGUUCUCCGUCUGAACGCGAGGCUGACCGAGCUUGUUUCUCCAGAUUGGUUCUUCGGAGCCCGCUGUUCGGGCCCCUAGUGCAGGCGCUUUGCAUGGGAC